AUGUUAUCGCGACCGUUGGCGUUAUCCAAAGUUUUCAACUACCACACAUUAAUCGCUUUUUGUUUGGUGGCGUUAGGAUACCAUUUCUUUUCCAUUCAAGACCGCUUUAUCGCCCGUGCGCCGGGAGUGUCCGCCGUCGAGGAACGUAGCGGCUUCCCCAAACUUAUCUGGUAUAAGCUGGGCCCCAACGGUCUGUCCGACGAUACACGAAACUGGACCGACAGCUGCAUCAAGAACAAUCCCAAUUACACAGCACAGUUCUUAACGGACGAGAGCAGCGAUGCCUACGUUCGCACAACUUUCGCGGAGUCCCGCCCCGACAUCGUCGACGCCUACCUCGCGCUACCCGUCCCCAUCUACAAAGCCGACUUCUUGCGAUACCUAUUACUCUGGGACCAAGGAGGGAUAUGGUCAGAUCUAGACGUCUCCUGCGAAGAAGGUGUACACAUCGAUGAGUGGGUGCCAGCGGAAUACCGCGACACGGCUGCGCUAGUGGUGGGGUGGGAGUUCGAUCAAGGCUGGCCUGGCGAAUAUGUCCGCCAGUUUGCUAGCUGGACUAUAAUGGCUAAACCGCGGACGGCGCAUAUGAUGCAGGUCAUCGAUGACAUCCUCCAGACUCUGAAAGACAAGACAGCGGAGCACCACAUCUCGGUCGAGAACGCCACACUAGACAUCAUGGGAGACGUCGUCGAUUUCACCGGCCCACGACGCUUGACGCGCAGCGUAUAUACAAGCUUGGGGAACAUGCUCAACCGGACGGUUGAUGCGCACGAUAUGAUGGAACUGGUACAACCGAAGCUGAUCGAGGACGUCCUGGUCAUGCCGGGCCGUUCAUUCGCGGCGUCUGCCAACAAAUACAAACCGGAGGAAGAGGAACGCCUACCACCUCAACUGGUGACCCAUCAUUACGCUGGUACUUGGAAGAACAAGGACGGAGGUGAAAAGCCGAAAAUGUGA
Alternaria arbusti is the source of this 957-nucleotide messenger RNA. RefSeq lists its product as uncharacterized. Gene Ontology annotation, biological process: protein N-linked glycosylation. Gene Ontology annotation, molecular function: alpha-1,6-mannosyltransferase activity. Lineage: Eukaryota; Fungi; Ascomycota; Dothideomycetes; Pleosporales; Pleosporaceae. Gene Ontology annotation, cellular component: mannan polymerase complex. The transcript has a single exon. The record is from RefSeq and is a predicted model, not a curated record. Bases 1 to 957 code for a protein of 318 amino acids.